Molecule: messenger RNA, 6930 nt
Organism: Oryctolagus cuniculus (rabbit)
Lineage: Eukaryota; Metazoa; Chordata; Mammalia; Lagomorpha; Leporidae
Gene: CLCA2
Product: chloride channel accessory 2
Biological process (GO): chloride transport
Cellular component (GO): plasma membrane
Molecular function (GO): intracellularly calcium-gated chloride channel activity
Source: RefSeq, a predicted model, not a curated record
CGCAUGGGAGACCAGAAAGAAGCACCUGGCUCCUGGCUUCAGAUCGGCACAGCACUGGCUGUAGCAGCCAUUUUGGGGCAUGAACCAAUGGAAGGAAGACCUUUCUCUCUGUCUCUCUCACUGUCUAUAACUCUACCUGUCAAAUAAAUUUAAAAAAAAGUAUAUAAAAAAAAACAAGAGAUUGGCAUCACACUGCCCCUGAAGAUGCCCAGGAGAGACCUAGCGUUGGUCAAAACCCUGCUGAGAGCAGGAACAAGUCUUUCCCUGCCUGCUCCACUUGCCUCCCCAUCACCCUUAAGUAUUAGCACACAGCAGAAAACAGUGUGCAGUGGCCUCGAGUCUCCACUCUAACCCAGUGAAUCAAACAUUUUUCUUGGUUUGCGACAGUUUCCAAUAGUUAUCACUGUAUGUGGAGUUCUUAUACACUAAGGAAAGAAGGGUCCUAGAAUAACGUGGUCACUGAGACAGAACAUGGUACACAGAUAAACCAUGGAACUUGGAGUCAGUGGGUUUCUUUUUUUUUUUUUUUUCUUAUUUGACAGGUAGAGUUAUAGACAGUGAGAGAGAGAGAGACAGAGAGAAAGGUCUUCUUUCCGUUAGUUCACGCCCCUAAUGGCCGCUACGGCUGGCACUGUGCUGAUCGGAAGCCAGGAGCCAGGUGCUUCCUCCCGGUCUCCCAUGUGGGUGCAGGGGCCCAAGCACUUGAGCCAUUCUCCACUGCCUCCCAAGGCCACAGCAGAGAGCUGGACUGGAAGAGGAGCAACCGGGACUAGAACCCAGCACCCCAACAGGUACUAGAACCCGGGAUGCCAGCACCACAGGCGGAGGAUUAGCCAAGUGAGCCAUGGCACCGGCCACCAGUGGGUUUCAUUUUAGCACCAUGAUAGUACUCUUGACCUUAAACACAUUAGUACAUUUUCUUCUUUACAAUUUUUAUUUAUUUAUUUUUAUUUGUUUGUAAGGUAGAGAGAGAAAGAGUUGGAGAGAGAGAAAGAGAGGGAGAGAAGAGAGAGAGCUCUUUCAUCCACUGGUUCAACCCCCAAAUGCCCACAACAGAGGCUGGCUCAGGCUGAAACCAGGAACCUAGAACUCAGUCAUGUCUUCCAUGUGGGCAGCAGAGACACAAGUACCUGAGCCAUCACCUGGUGCCUUACAGAGUACACAGUAGCAGGAAACUGGAACGAGGAGCAGAGCCAAGAUUUAAAAUAAUGCACUCUUGGGGGCCCUUGUUGUGGCAUUGGGGGUAAAGCCACAGCCUGCAAUGCCAGAAUCCUAUGUGGGCACAGGUUUGAGUCCUGGCUGCUCCACUUCUGAUCCAGCUCCCUGCUAAUGCACCUGGGAAAGCAGCAGAAGAUUGUCCAAGUCCUUGGGACCCUGUACCUACGUGGGAGACCUGAAAGAAGUGCCUGGCUCAUGGCUUUGGCUUUGGCUUUGGAUAGGCCAUUGAAGCCAUUUGGUUCAUGAACCAGAGGAUAGAAGAUCGAUUUCCUCUCUCUCUCCUCUCUCUCUCUCUCUCUACCUUUGCUUCUCUGUAACUCUGCCUUUCAAGUAAAUAAAUAUAUCUUUUUAAAAUAUGCACUCUGAUAUGAGAUACAGGCAUCCCAAGUGGCAUUUUAAUUUCUGUGCCAGGAGCCCCAAGAUUUUAGAUUUUCUGAGCCUUGGUUUUAUAAUCCAUACAAUAGGCAUAGUAACACCCAUCACUCAAUAAACAGUAGUUCCUUCUGGAAAUAAAAAUCACACAUGCAUCAGGUAAUUGGCAUUUAAGUGGGCUGAUGUGUAAACUCCAAACCAUUAAGUAAUUAUCAGACAUUAUUAAUUCAGCGUAAAGUAUUUAGGAAGCUUGACAUAUACCCGAUACCGAGAUGAGCACUAGAGGAAACGGAAGGCUGGAUAAAGCAGGGCCUGCCCUCCAGGAGAGAGUUGCUGGAAAAGAAAAAAAAGGCAAUGAAGGCCUCUGUGGCCUGCAUGAGUAUCCACACUCCCCACACCUGGCCUUCCCUAGGGGACAUCUGACACCUUCACUCUGGCCAACACAGGAGCGCUUGCCCAAACUGCCUCACCCAGGUGCCCCAGGGACAGGGCUGCAGGGUGGUGAAUUUCCAAAUCUUCAGAAUAAGUAGACAAAGGAUUCUCACAGCAAACAAAAUCUGACCUGAGUGCCAUGGGGAAGUUGUUGUAGGUCUGAUGGGGGAGGUUAUCAAGGACAAGGAGAGGAAAAACACCAUCGGUCUGUUUUUCUCUUCUGCUGCUGGAGGAUCAAGCAGUCCAGGGUUACUGAUUCCCAGCCCCGUCAGCUGGGCCUGCUGCUUUUAAGCUCCUUUUGUUUUAUUUCCCUCUGCCUUCUGAGAAGAUAGAAAAUGAGUAAGGGGCAGAUUUCUUGCCCAACUAUGACUCAGGAGAAAGUUCAGCCACAGAACAGGCAAGCGUGGCAGUGCCUUAGAGAAAAAAGGCUUGUCGAGGCUGGUCGCAGGUAGAUCCACCCCAGAUUCUUGAGAGAAGGCACCUCCUUCGUCAUACAUUCUAAGAUCCCCAGAGUUCAGGAAGAAACCAUCGGCUUUGGUACUGACCGCCUGGUACGAUGUACUCAGCAGGCCCUCUGUGAGUACAACAGAAGCUUCUCUACAACAUGACCCACAGGGACCCCACAGGGCCUGUCUGCAGCCUGACACUUGUGGCCCUCCUGGUCAUCCUAAGCACAGAACACCCAUCCCUGGGAGCCGGGAUACAGCUUCGAGACAAUGGGUAUGAUGGAGUCCUCGUGGCAAUAAAUCCUCAGGUAGCUGAGAAUCAGAGCCUCAUCUCAAACAUUCAGGAAAUGAUAACUGAAGCUUCCUUUUAUCUAUUCAAUGCUACCAAGAGAAGAGUGUUUUUCAGGAACAUACAUAUUUUAAUACCUGCAACAUGGAAAGCAAAUAAUUACAGCAAAGCAGUACAUGAAUCAUAUGAAAAGGCGAAUGUCCUCGUGACUGACUGGAAUGGGGCCUAUGGGGAUGACCCAUUUGCUCUGCAAUACAGAGGGUGUGGACAGGAGGGAAAGUACAUUCACUUCACACCUGCCUUCCUACUGAAUGAGAAAUUUACAGCAGGCUAUGGCGCACGAGGCAGAGUGUUUGUCCAUGAAUGGGCCCAUCUCCGUUGGGGAGUGUUUGAUGAAUAUAACAAUGACAAGCCUUUCUACAUAAAUGGGCAGAAUCAAAUUAAAGUAACAAGGUGUUCAUCUGACAUCACAGGCAUCUUUGUAUGUGAAAAAGGCCAUUGCCCCCAAGAAAACUGUAUCAUUAGUAAGCUUUUCAAAGAAGGAUGUGUGUUUAUCUACAACAGCACCCAAAAUGCCACUGCAUCAAUAAUGUUCAUGCAAAGUUUAUCUUCCGUGGUUGAAUUCUGUAACGCAAGUACCCACAACCAAGAAGCUCCUAACCGCCAGAACCAGAUAUGCAGCCUCACAAGUGCAUGGGACAUAAUCACAGCCUCGGAUGACUUUAACUGCAGCGCUCCCUUGGGUGGGAUUGAGCUCCCACCUCCUCCCACGUUCUCCCUUGUGCAGGCUGGUGACAAGGUGGUCUGUCUCGUGCUGGAUGUGUCCAGCAAGAUGGCCGAGGCUGACAGACUCCUUCGACUGCAACAAGCAGCAGAAUUUUUUUUGAUGCAGAUUGUGGAAAUUCACACUUUUGUGGGCAUUGCCAGUUUCAGUAGCAAAGGAGAGAUCAGAGCCCCGCUACAGCAAAUUAACAGCCGAGAUGACCGAAAGCAGCUGGUUUCACACCUGCCUACCACUGUGUCCACUGAAGCAGAAAUCAGCGUCUGCUCCGGACUAAAGAAGGGGUUUCAGGUGGUGGAAAAGCUGAAUGGCAAAGCUUACGGCGCUGUGAUCAUAUUAGUGACCAGCGGGGCUGAUGAGCACGUUGGCAGCUGCUUGCACAGUGUGCUCACCAGCGGCUCAACCGUCCAUUCCAUCGCCCUGGGAUCAUCGGCAGCCAGAACCCUGGAGGAAUUAUCACGUCGUACAGGAGGUUUAAAGUUCUUCGUUCCGGAUCAAUCAAACUCCAAUAGCUUGAUCGAUGCUUUCAGUAGAAUUUCCUCUGGAACUGGAGACAUUUUCCAGCAAAGUAUCCAGCUUGAAAGUACAAGUGAAAAUGUUAAACCUCACCAUCAACUCAAAAACACUGUGCUUGUGGAUAACAGUGUGGGCAAUGGCACUGUCUUUCUAGUCGCAUGGCAGACCAGUGGUCCCCCUGAGAUUGUACUAUUUGAUCCUAACGGAAGAAAAUACCACACAAACAAUUUUAUCACCAACCCUGCUUUCCAGGCAGCUAGUCUUUGGAUUCCAGGAACUGCUAAGCCUGGGCUCUGGACUUACAUACUGAACAAUACCCACCAUUCUCCUCAAGCCCUAAAAAUGACAGUGGCCUCUCGUGCCUCCAGCUCAGCCAUGCCCCCAGUCACUGUGGAAGCCUUUGUAGACAGAGAUACCACGAGUUUUCCCCACCCUGUGAUGAUUUAUGCAAACGUGAGAAAGGGGUCCUAUCCUAUCCAGAAUGCCACUGUAACCGCUACCAUUGAGCCGGAGACUGGAGAGCCUGUUAUGCUGAAACUUCUUGAUGAUGGAGCAGGUGCUGAUAUUAUAAAAGAUGACGGAAUUUACUCAAGGUAUUUUUUCUCCUUUGCUGUAAGUGGUAGAUACAGCUUGAAAGUACAUGUCAGCCACUCUCCCAGCAUACAUGUCCUCGCACACUCUGUUCCAGGGAGCCAUGCCAUGUAUGCACCAGGAUACAUAGCAAACGGUAAUAUUCAGAUGAAUGCACCGAGAAACUCGGUGGGCAGGAGAGAGGAGUGGGCUUUUAGCCGAACGAGCUCAGGGGGCUCCUUCUCAGUGCUGGGAGUCCCAGCCGGCCCCCACCCUGAUGUGUUUCCACCGUGCAGAAUUACAGACCUGGAAGCUGCCAGAGCGGAAGAGGAGGUGACCUUAUCUUGGACAGCGCCUGGAGAAGACUUCGAUCAGGGCCAGGCUACAAGCUAUGAAAUAAGAAUGAGUAAUAGUCUACAGAAUAUUCAAGAUGACUUUCACAAUGCCAUUUUAGUGAAUUCUUCAAAGCUAAAUCCUCAGCAAGCUGGCACCAGAGAGAUAUUUAUAUUCUCACCCACAUUUUUCAUAAAUACACCUGAAUAUCAACUUGUUCGAGAAACCCAAGACAGCCACAGAAUUUAUGUGGCCAUUCGAGCAGUGGAUAGAAACUCCUUAAAGUCUGUUGUAUCUAACAUUGCCCAAGUGUCUCUGUUUAUUCCCCCAAAUUCUGUUCCUGUGCUUGCCAGAGAUCAUCUUAUAUUGAAAGGAGUUUUAAUAGUGAUUGGUUCAAUAGGAAUGAUUUGCCUUAUUAUAGUUGCAACACAUUGUACUUUAAAUAGGAAAAAGAGAGCAGACAAAAAAGAAAAUGGAACAAAAUUACUAUGAAGAAGCCUAUACACUACCUUCUUUCUUAAAUAUAAGACCUAGGACCUUCAUACUUUGUAAAAACUUACCAACAAAACCAAAUUAAUGUAAAAAAUGUAUUAAAAUCCAUUGAGUUUUAUAAACUACAGGUCAAAUUUUUGCAUGAUAAAUAAAAAUAUUCUGUAAUACUCAUUUUUGGAGAGUGAACUAGAUAGCCCUUAGACUGGCUAUGGAGAAACAAUAAAAGUUACUCUUCAAGAUAAUUCUGUUAAAAGCAAAGGCAAAGGCAAAGUUGAAUUAAAGCCAAGAAAUCGAUGUUUAAUUGAAGUAGAGAAAAGUUUAGGUAGCUGUGUGAAGCAAUUGCUUAGUUACUUUGAUUAAUUUUCCUUUUAUCCUUAUCUGUAUGGAAUAGGUUGCUUGUUUAUGACUGAAGAUCAAGUUGCAUUUUAUAUACGAAGCCCCUGUUGUAGAGUUCUUUACCUCUUGCCUUUUGGUUAAAUAUCCCACAGUUCAAACUCCAUAAUUGCUCAAAGAGAUCUUUUUUCAAUGUAGGAAAUAACCUUAAAAUAUGGGUAUUAUCCUUGUUCCUUCAUAAUGCUUUUGUAACAAAGGUUUAUUGAAUUUAUUGUUUAUCAAAGCAAUGUUCUCAGUUACUGCCUUGAGAAUUAUAGGAUGAAAAUGGUUAGAACUCUCACAAGGCUUUAAGUCAAGAAUAAAAGAUAUUAUUCUGAGUUUAUUUUAAUACAUAAAUGACUCAUAUGCUUUUAUUCAAUUUCAACCAAAGAAGAGGUCAGCUGGAGAGAUCAGUGUUUGGAAAUUGUCAGGUUGUUCUGCUCAUUUGUUAAAUAGGGUCUGGAAACCUUUUUGUCAUAGAGCUAUUUACCAAGAACAAGGGAACAGUGAAGCACAGGCCACAGUGAAAUGAAAAUCCUCUUUCACCUAAUUUUACUUUUAAGUUUUAAAAAAGGGAAUUGAGCAAGAAAUCAUUUGGUUUUUAAAUUAAAGAGCUUAAAAUUUUAUUGAAUAUAUAUAAUAAAUAAUGUAGAAUAGAUCUCAGUUUUGUAACUAGAUCCAAUUAAGAAUGAAAACUUGAUUAUGUUUUGGGGAGGGAUAUGUGGGGAACUGGAACAGGAAGAAAGAGACCGUAUGAAACCCUGAGUGAGAGACUCAUAGCAGUGCUGGCAGGGGCGGGGGGACAGCAGCAAAUUUCUCUGCCCAGGUCUCCCUCCCCCUUGAAUAUUACACUACAGCCUGUUGUGAACUUACCCACAUGAACUUCUAAGUCUCACAGUGGCUGCAUCCUCACAGAAUAAAUGACAAAAAUAGAAAUUUGCAUGUGUGUACAUAUAUGUAAUGUUUACAUAUGAAGUGAAUAUGGUAAAAUCUUAAACCUUGUUAAAUGUUGAAAAAUGUUAAAGAUUGUAUUCAUUGAAAUCUUUUUUACACUUUUAUGUAUUAUUUGAAAUAUUUUCAAAUAAAAAGACAAACUGUGUAUCUCCAGA